Neltuma alba is the source of this 2088-nucleotide messenger RNA. RefSeq names its product protein DETOXIFICATION 49-like. The record is from RefSeq and is a predicted model, not a curated record. Gene Ontology annotation, cellular component: membrane. Gene Ontology annotation, biological process: xenobiotic detoxification by transmembrane export across the plasma membrane. The transcript has a single exon. The coding region runs from base 101 to 1648 and encodes 515 amino acids. NCBI's taxonomy places the organism in Eukaryota, Viridiplantae, Streptophyta, Magnoliopsida, Fabales, Fabaceae. Gene Ontology annotation, molecular function: antiporter activity; xenobiotic transmembrane transporter activity.
CUUCCUUAAUUCUCUCUCCCUCUGUUUCUUUCUUCAGACUCUCUCCCUCUCUCCCUCCCUCAACGUAACACAGACACAAACAACUUAGAAAACUCAAAUCAUGUGUCAGCUUCAAUCUCCUGAUGAUCUUCUUCCCUGCAAAUGCAAUGAUCCAAAUUCCGGUUACCUUAAACACCCAGAACCAGAUAUGUCAGAACCAUUGAUCCUCAAACCUGUGAAUCAAAUCGAUCUCUCUGAUGCCUUCAAAGAGGUUGUCUCUAUUGGCAAGAUUGCUCUGCCUAUGAUCCUCACCGGUCUUCUUCUCUAUUGUCGUUCUAUGAUCUCCAUGCUCUUCCUCGGCCGCCUCAGUGAGCUGGCUUUGGCCGGGGGCUCCCUCGCCGUCGGGUUCGCCAACAUUACUGGUUACUCCAUUCUCUCCGGUCUCGCCGCCGGAAUGGAACCCAUUUGUGGACAAGCUUUUGGGGCUAAGAGAUUCACCAUGCUCGGUCUCUGUUUACAGAGAACGAUUCUUCUUCUACUUUUCACCUGUAUCCCCAUAUCUCUGCUUUGGAUAUAUAUGAAGAAAAUUCUUCUGUUUUGUGGUCAGGAUGAAGCCAUAGCCACACAAGCCCAAUCCUAUCUUGUUUAUUCUAUCCCUGACCUCUUGGCUCAAUCGCUUUUACACCCAUUACGGAUUUACCUUCGAAGUCAAUCCAUUACUCUGCCUCUAACGCUCUGUGCCAUUUUAUCUGUUGUGCUUCAUGUACCCAUCAAUUUCUUCCUCGUUUCUCACCUUAAUCUGGGAAUCAAAGGCGUUGCUCUUGGUGGGGUUUGGACUAACUUCAACCUCGUGGCUUCUUUAAUCCUGUACAUCAUUUUCUCAGGGACGCAUAAGAAGACCUGGGGAGGUUUUUCCUUCGAGUGUUUCACGCAAUGGAGGAAACUUCUCAAUCUGGCGGUUCCUAGCUGCAUUUCAGUCUGCCUCGAGUGGUGGUGGUACGAGAUCAUGAUUUUGCUCUGUGGGUUGCUUCUGAAUCCUAGAGCCACCGUAGCUUCCAUGGGCAUUUUGAUCCAAACCACGUCUCUUCUCUACAUUUUCCCAUCUUCCAUAAGUUUCAGUGUUUCAACCAGAGUUGGAAACAAGGUUGGCGCUCAAGAGUCAACUAAAGCAAAGCUCUCUGCUAUUGCGGGUCUCUCUUGCAGCUUCGUCUUGGGCCUCUCUGCUCUGGCUUUUUCUGUAAUGGUGAGGAACGUGUGGGCCAGUAUGUUCACUAGGGACAAAGAAAUUAUAACCCUAACCUCCAUGGUUUUACCUAUAAUAGGCCUCUGUGAACUGGGAAAUUGCCCGCAAACGACAGGAUGUGGAGUUCUGAGAGGCACAGCGAGGCCAAAGGUUGGUGCUCACAUAAACUUGGGAUGUUUCUACCUUGUGGGAAUGCCUGUGGCCAUAGCUCUGGCUUUCUUCUCUGGGUUUGAUUUUAAAGGUCUCUGGUUAGGCCUUCUGGCUGCCCAAGGCUCGUGCGCAGUGACGAUGCUUGUGGUUCUGAGCCGAACGGAUUGGGAACUAGAGGCCCAAAGGGCGAAGAGACUCACAGGAACAGGGGAGGCUGUGGUCGAGACAGAGAAGAUGCCCAAAGAUGAAGAAAGCCAGCAAGAUUCUUCAGGCUGAUGAUUCAGAUGCAGAAAAUAAGCAAUCGUGGAAUUAACUAAUUUCCUUUACUAAACCCAGGAAAACCCCCAAAAAAAAAAAGAGAAAAAAAAUCUUUGGAGACUUUGUCUUUUGCUGUAUAGGGUAGUAGAUAGAGCAGAAAGGGCCGAAGACUUAUUUUAAUUUUAAUUUUUUAUUUUUGGUAGAGGGGUAGUUGGGGAAUUUCCCUAGCGGCGCGCCUAUUCCAAGGACAAAUGCUAGUUCCUGUGAAAUUCAAAUACUACAUUUUACAAAGCGUUGAAUCUCAUAGGAAGUAGCAACUUGUAUUAAUUUCCAAGGAGUAACCAUUGUUGCUGUAACCUCAAGUUGAUCCUCUGUUUUUCUGUUUCUUGUUUUCCCCUCCUUUUCGGCUUUUAUAUCAAGGGGGAAACCAGUUACAUCAUAAUCCUAACUACCAUUGA